Messenger RNA from Branchiostoma floridae (Florida lancelet), 3138 nucleotides. RefSeq lists its product as uncharacterized. The record is from RefSeq and is a predicted model, not a curated record. Bases 344 to 2740 code for a protein of 798 amino acids. NCBI's taxonomy places the organism in Eukaryota, Metazoa, Chordata, Leptocardii, Amphioxiformes, Branchiostomatidae. The transcript has 13 exons.
UACGAUUCGUCCGUCACGUAUUACAGCCGCAGGUACGGCACGUUUUCUGGUGAUUUCUAAGAUUGCUUGUAGAAGGUCAGCAAAUGACGACUAAUAAUCCUGAGUCGCAGGCGGAAGUAUUGCAGGCGCUGGUAUUGUGGCACAUUUUCCUGGUGAUUUCUAAGAUUGCUUGUAGAAGGUCAGUACAUGACGACUAACAAUCCCAAGUCGCAGGCGGAAGUAAAAUAUUCCAGUCUCAGAAGGAAGCAAUAUUCGGUAGUCCGUAUUGCAGACACAGUUACUUGGACACAUUUCCCCGUUGAUUUGUAUCUUAAAUCUGCCUGUAGAAGGUUUAGACGAGUAAAUGAGUGAAGAGAAAGUACGUAUCGAGAAAAUGGCGCACGAGCCCCGGAGCGACCGACUCUCCCCGGCGGUGGGAUUUGCCGUGUGCAGCCUGGCAGUGACCGUGGCCGUCCUGCUCGUCACCUUCCUACACAGCGAUGUUGUCUCUCUGCGCUCUGAAGUCGUCUCCCUGCGAGAGCGCCUUGCUGUGGUGGAGACGAAGAUACAAGACGGGGUCUGGUCGGGACAAAGCUCGGUACUCAACACAGAGAUGACCGACCCGUUGAAGACGCCAGGCAGCGGUUCAGCAUGGUUCGGGAAGGACAAAGACUCACCCAGGAUGAGGGCAAAGAGGCAGACUGUCGACUGUGCAGGUGUAACGGGUCCGCCUGGCCCUAAAGGAGACCCGGGGGAGCCGGGACCGCAAGGGAUGCCGGGACCACCAGGAGUUUGUGACUGCAUUGCGAGUGAUGUCCACGGAUGUAAAGGCCUUGACGUAGACCUGUUGGCCUACUACCCGUUCGACGACAGCUACGCUGACACUCAGGGCAACUUCGACUUGGCGCCGCAAGGAGGCGUUUCUCUACAGCCCGGUGGUAACGGUAACGGCUGCGCCCAGUUUGGCGGAGCGGGAAGACUGGUGGCGAACGGUUUCACCUCCCACGUGUGGGGCAGUUCGCUAACCGUUAGUGUGUGGUUCAAACGGACGGGUCAGUUCGGGAACUACCAGGGAAUCAUCAACACGGGAUACCACGCUUCUGGGAGCUGGGAGAUCCGCAUGGGUCGGGAAAACGGUGGAACGAUGAUUGGAUGCGGUGUCGUCACAAGUAACAGUCCUAAAACCUGGGACUACGUACACCUGUACGCCUCGACCAACACCUGGCACCAUGCCGUCAUGACGUACGACGGGACACUGACCAAGUUCUACCUGGACAACGUGGCGCAAACAGGAAACGACCAGUGCUGCUCCGGCCCCAUCAUAGACAAGGGAAACCCCCUAGUAAUCGGACAGGCCGGAACCGGGAAUAGUAAUGAAUAUUUUUUCGGGUUUAUCGACGAGGUUCGUCUGUACAGCCGAGCCCUGUGUGCGGAGGAGGUGGCGGCCCUGUACCAGGCAACCCGACCGGACGAAGAGAAAGUACGUAUCAGGAAAAUGGCGCACGAGCCCCGGAGCGACCGACUCUCCCCGGCGGUGGGGUUUGCCGUGUGCAGCCUGGCGGUGACCGUGGCCGUCCUGCUCGUCACCUUCCUACACAGCGAUGUUUCCUCCCUGCGCUCUGAAGUCUUUUCCCUGCGAGAGCGCCUUGCUGUGGUGGAGACGAAGAUACAAGACGGUGUCUGGUCGGGACAUAGUUCGAUACUCGACACAAAUCUAGAGAAUGCUGACUCACUGUUGGCGCCCGGGGGCCCGAAGGCGCCCGAAAGCGGUUCGACAGGUAACGAGAAGGGCGAAGACUCGACUCGAAUCAGGUCAAAGAGACAGGCCGGCAACGCAAACACAGUCAGGUUACCAUUGCCGGGGUGUAUGCAGGGUCCCCCUGGACCCCCCGGGGCGGCCGGUCGGGACGGGGUGCCGGGGAGGGACGGUCGGGACGGGGUACAGGGACCCCCGGGGACGGCUGGCUGCGGCUGUGACUGUGCAGGUGUACCGGGUCCGCCUGGCCCUAAAGGAGACACAGGGGAGCCGGGACCGCAAGGGAUGCCGGGACUACCGGGGGUUUGUGACAAGAACUGCACAGACGAGACUGAGAGUGGUGAUGUCAACUGCAGCAAAGGCCUUGACGCAGACCUGUUGGCGUACUACCCGUUCGACGACAGCUACUCUGACACUCAGGGUAACUUCGACUUGGCGCCGCAAGGAGGCGUUUCUCUACAUCCCGGUGGUAACGGGAACGGCUACGCCCAGUUUGGCGGAGCGGGAAGACUGGUGGCGAACGGUUUCAUCUCCCACGUGUGGGGCAGUUCGCUAACCGCUAGCGUGUGGUUCAAACGGACGGGUCAGUUCGGGAACUACCAGGGAAUCAUCAACACGGGAUACCACGCUUCUGGGAGCUGGGAGAUCCGCAUGGGUCGGGAAAACGGUGGAACGAUGAUUGGAUGCGGUGUCGUCACAAGUGACAGUAGUCAAACCUGGGACUACGUACACCUGCACGCCUCGACCAACACCUGGCACCACGCCGUCAUGACGUACGACGGGACGCUGACCAAGUUCUACCUGGACAACGUGGCGCAAACAGGAAACGACCAAUGCUGCUCGGGCCCCAUCAUAGACAAGGGAAAUCCACUGGUCAUCGGACAGGCCGGACCCGGGAUGAGUAAUGAAUAUUUCUUCGGGUUUAUCGACGAGGUUCGUCUGUACAGCCGGGCCCUGUGUGCGGAGGAGGUGGCGACCCUGUACCAGGCAACCCGGCCGGAGUGAGGAAGCAGCACUGCGUAGUUUCUGUCUAUGUACUUUGUUCUUUACAAAGUCAGGCUCAUUACCGAACGAUGUUUACAUAGAGACAUUUAACAAAGUUGGUUCUUUUAACUUGCGGCAGUUUGUAGUAAUAAGAUUAAUUAGAAUCCAGUGCUGGUAAACAACGUAAUAAUUCCAUACUCAUCUUGCUAUUCCUUUCUCGAAUGAAACACUUAGCUAACGUGUUAUACUUUAUCAGAGGAUUAAACAGAGAAUGUAUCUUUUGUAGAACUCUACUAUUACACGCCCUUAUCCUACAAUCUUUUUUUAGAUAUGAUAAUACAUAAUUUACCUUGUUGUAUAUCAGUUGGUUAAUAGAGUGCUUCGUAUGAAAUAAAAGUUAGUAGAGACGAAAAAGUGGA